Messenger RNA from Lentinula edodes (shiitake mushroom), 789 nucleotides. RefSeq names its product ubiquitin-conjugating enzyme/RWD-like protein. The transcript has 7 exons. The annotation marks the transcript as partial. The record is from RefSeq and is a predicted model, not a curated record. NCBI's taxonomy places the organism in Eukaryota, Fungi, Basidiomycota, Agaricomycetes, Agaricales, Omphalotaceae.
AUGGCGACCAAAGCGGCUCAAAAACGACUCACGAAGGAAUUCGUCGCGAUGCAGAAGGAUCCACCGCCGUUUAUCUGGGCUGUACCGGACGAGAAGAAUAUUUUGACCUGGAAUUAUAUCAUUCGCGGGCCACCCGACUCACCCUUCGCAGGAGGGGAAUUCCACGGAUUGCUCCUAUUUCCUUCGGAGUAUCCGUUCAAACCUCCGGGUAUAAAGAUGCUAACACCGUCUGGCCGAUUCCAUCCUGAUAAGAAGAUUUGUUUCUCAAUGUCCGACUUUCAUCCUGGUUCGUGGAAUCCUGCUUGGAGUGUUGCUACGAUUCUUACUGGUCUACUCUCAUUCAUGUUGUCCGACGAAAUGACUACUGGUUCCGUGAAUUCUAGCGCAGCGCAGAAGCGCCAUUUUGCAUUGAAGAGUCAUGCUUGGAAUUUGAACCAGGCAAGGUUUAAAGAAGCUUUUCCAGAUUACUGCACUCCUUACGCGAAGGAUGUUCCGAAUAUGGGUGAACAACACAAACAACAUGAAACACCCAAUCUUUCUCCCCCUACCUCUUUACCGCUUUUCACUCCUCCUAAUACUAUGCCAUUUGCCUCCACCGCCACGCCUACAUCAAAUACACUAGCGGCCUCAACUUCCUCUCCAGAUGCGUCCAAGGCAAAACCAAAGGCCGCUGAUGAUGCAUCAGGGGCAGCUGAAGUAGCAAUGUCCUGGGGACAGGUCCUUUGGGAGAAAUGGCGGUGGGGAGUUUUAAUUGCCCUUGCGGUGGUAGUCUCAAGACUGUCUUCUGCC